Messenger RNA from Spea bombifrons (plains spadefoot toad), 5549 nucleotides. RefSeq names its product zinc finger protein 518A (gene ZNF518A). The transcript is spliced from 3 exons. The record is from RefSeq and is a predicted model, not a curated record. Lineage: Eukaryota; Metazoa; Chordata; Amphibia; Anura; Pelobatidae. Bases 901 to 5025 code for a protein of 1374 amino acids. Gene Ontology annotation, cellular component: nucleus. Gene Ontology annotation, molecular function: RNA polymerase II transcription regulatory region sequence-specific DNA binding; DNA-binding transcription factor activity, RNA polymerase II-specific. Gene Ontology annotation, biological process: regulation of transcription by RNA polymerase II.
UAUACAAUCAUAAAAUUGUGUUUCAUUUUUCACCAACAACACAAAACCCCACAAAAAUUGUAUAAUAAAACAGUAGGUAGCGCAAUUAUUUGCAUGUGAAAAACAGACGCACUGUUUUUGCCCCCCCAAAAAUAGAAAAUACAACAAAUGGAAAAAAAAGCUAUUUUUUGUUAUGAUGACAGCAAGGAAUAUAUUUAAUUGCAACAGUGAAUUAUAAAUUCCAGCUGUAGAGAUUUGAAUUCAUGUCCAAAGUGUAAAAAUCUGAAAUAAACUUUGUAAAAAAAAAAAAAGGUCAACUAUUGAAAAUAGUUUCUUUGUUUGGUGUUGAAAAUGCAAAAUUCCUCAUUGCAUUGAAACACCCAGAAAAAAUGUAGUACCCAAAAAAGUAGUACCUCAUCCCCAGCAGCUUUCAUGUCUUUAACUGCCAUGCAAAGAGAAAGCAAAGCUCUGCCAGGCAUUCAGCAAUCCUAAAUGAAAUAAUUCAUCAAUAAAAAAAGAAGUGGAAAUGUCUCCCCUCCUCUCCAGUGAGUGGAAGCUGAAGGGGGUUAUUCUGAGGAGUCAUGUUGAACAGUCAUGAUGGAUUAUAGGGGAGAGUUGUCUGCCCCAUCACAGGGACAAGGUGGAGCGCGAAUCCCUCCGCCGUCUCUGCUAGGAGUCCAUUUUAGGUCUGCCGAAACCAGGACGAUCCCCGGAUGUUACUGUCAUGGCCGCCAACGGUGACUCGGGCAGCAUAUGAGGAAAAAAAACAAGGAUCUCCAGUUCCGUAUUGCCGCGUGAUCGAAGAAAUGUAAACACAAAGUGAUGAUGUUUCCGACUAUUAGGUGAUUUUAACGGAACAUUCAUCAUCACGCUGAUUGCGUUUACGCUCAUCGUUGUUUGGAUACUAUCGCAUCUCUCACAAUGAGAUCGCCUAAUAAAGACUGUCUAAUGGACACCGAGGACUCUGCUCCAGCAAAGGAUGAUUUUUGGGACUUUGGCAGACACGGCUUCGGUACCAGCGAACCAAAUUCAAAUCCAUCGUUAUCGCUAAGUGAAGCAGACGAAAAGGUUAAUUCUUGCAAGAAAGAUAAUGAAGAACAAAAAAUGGAUCAAGUCAAUGAAAAAGUCCAAAAGCCUCCGUGUAGGAAGCAAACCGCAAGGAAAUCAUUGUAUAGGGAAAAUCAAAAUAGUUUAGGUCGUUCUGAAGAGCCAAAUGCCGAACAUAAGUCAGAACCGCAGGUCGACGAUGAUGCAGUAAACAUGUCUGCAAAGGUACUUCAUUUCUUCUGUCAAAAGUGUAAUAAUGGAAUCCGCUAUAGCCCCAAUGACCUUCAGAAACAUUUUGAAAUAUCUCACAAUGGCGAAUUACCGCUUUAUCCGUGUGAAAUGUGUAAUUUCUCGGCCAAUGAUUUUCAGGUGUUUAAACAACAUCGAAUAACUCACCGAAGUGCUUUGGUGAAAUGCGAGAUCUGUAACAAUGACUACUUGUAUACGUUGCUGGGGUUGACGAAGCACUUUUCCGUCAUGCAUUGUGUCAACGGCCAUUUUAAUUGCUCAAAAUGCAAGUUUUCGACCCGGGACGUCGGUACGUUUGUCCAGCACAUUCAUAGACACAAUGGAAUUGAGUAUGCGUGUCAAAAAUGCAAUCAUAUCAGCUUUUCGAGAAUAGAGUUUCAGAAACAUCUUCAGGGUCAUUCUACAAUGUUUCCGUUUAGUUGUCGGUACUGCAACUACAGCGCGAUGAGGAAAGAUUUCAUUGUGAAGCAUGUCUUAGCGAAGCACAGGGAACACGUUCACACAAAAGAUGAGCUCGUAGAGGAAGCUUAUAAUGCACAGAUGGCUCAGACUGCUGCAGGCCUUAAACUGCUUUUAAAAAAAUACCAAACGGAUUCCCCCAAUAAGGCAUUAUGGAAAAAGGAUAACAAUAAUGUUGGCGUUGAAAAAGCCAGCGAAGAUAUUCAGAGCACAAGCAGCUUUCCGUAUAAAUCUAAAGAUGAAAGCCAAGUGGUGAAAGAGUUCACGCAGUACAAUAAUUAUGAGCAAGCCACCAGAGACGAGAUAUCAUCGGUGACUACAAUAAAGUGCAACUCAGAAGAUGGCAGCCUCCUACAGAAUGCAGUCCACGGGCCUACUGUGUUAAUGGUGAAGAACAACAAAAUCACUGUACCUGCAAACUACUGUGCAACGUUUAUGGGCUACAAAAUGGUGAAUGGAAAACAGAACCUUGUAAUUAAGCUGCUCCCUUCCAAUAAGCAGGGCGCCAAUGCUUUGAAGGCCGCAUCUCCGUCGACAAAUAGCAUGAGUCGCGUACCUCAAAGCCCCGGCCGCAGCUCUAUUGGUAUAGCUUCAAAUGGUGCAGAUAACAGGCCUGCUAGCCAGUUGUUUAAUUAUCGCUCAACCUCAUCUGUUGCAUCACUGGAUCGGUUCUCGAGUUCUGCCCAGAGUAGAAGCCAGCCUGCGACACCCACUUCAUUUAUCACAAGAAGGAAUCAGUCCCCAAUUUCUAUGAAGCUCGGUUCAGCCACCAGUCAAGCAUUUUUUGAAAGCAUUCGUAAAGAUUUAAGGUACCACGGCAUGCCCAAUUCAUCUUCUGCUACUGAUAUAGCAAGACACAUUAAAGAAGAACCAGAGGAAUACAGUGUUAGUGAACAACAAAAUCGCCAUUCUGAAUCUACUAGUGGUCAACCAAAUCCAUCUUCAGGGCCAAGCUAUCUAAAAGGAAAUUCAAAAGUGGAAAAUCUGUACAGGCUUCGUCAUAAUAGUGAAACCAGUGGUCAGGCUGCUGCUAAUCUCUUCACAAAGGAUAAAGAACUUAGAAAUCCUGCACUGUAUAAAUCAGCAGCCGGUAGUCUUGCGCAUUUGUCAAAAUCGAAUUUGAAGUCCAAAAAUGACUUUAUAAUGAGAAAUGUUCUCAUGAGCGAAAGACAGGAAAGAUUAAUGGACAAACCCGAACGGGACAACAUGACUUUUAUGCCACGAAUAACAUCAGUCUUCUCGUUGCAGAAUCGGACCUCUGAUUGUCCUUCAUCUCCAAAAAAUACUUACCUUCACAGCAUGCUGCAAGAAAACAAAAAGAUAAAUGACAAAGUAUAUCACUCCAAAGCGCAGAGCCCAGUUGCCAGCAGCAAUACAUUUACAUCAGCGAAACAAUCACAGUCUACUUUAGCCUCAACUUUUGCCCACCGUGUAUCCAAUGGGGAUGGUACUCAGAAAGGAAAUGUUGCCAAUUCAGCUCUACUAAAGCAGGAGCGUGACUCUCCCGGUUCCAGUUUCAAAACGCAGUUUUCUUUAUCAAUGGGUGAGCUUGUUAAAUCACAUACUGAGAACAUUGCCAAUGAGCGGCUGGCGAAAGAGAAAAUGAGUGGAAUAGUAAAAACACCCACUAGCUCAUCUGGUCUGCAGUUGCUUCGGAGUUCGCAAUCAUCCAGCGUUUCAGAAACGAAUAAGGUUUUACACCCAUCUUCCUCUAGCCAAUUUAUUUCACCAGUGUUACCAACUAGCCAGUCUGGCUUUAAAAUGGUUUCCUCUUCAAACUCUGUGGGUGCUUCGAACAGGGUCAAUGCGCCCAUUACUAUGAACACAAAGCCUGGUAUGGUGCUAACCUUUUCCAAUGGUCAUUUUGGUGCCAUAAAAAACAUAUCCAAUGCAACUUCUCAAGAGGGUUCUUCAUUUACCGGCCCCAGCAAGUUACCCCUACCCAGAUUACUGCGUCCUCCUGUACCCCAGGCAUUUAAGAAUGUCUUCAGAGACGUUGGGAAAACUUCAAAUCAUGUUUCUAGUAAUUUCCUGUCUGGUUCUGCAGCCAAAAAUCCUUCGCCUAAUCUGAAUUUACUACAGUAUUGUGUUAAUUCUAUUCCAUCGAACGUGACGGCUGAAAAUUUCGGAUCUGCCGGCAAACCCCAAGAAUCUUUCCAAAAACAGCCCGUUUAUGCCGUUUUGCCUGACGGGAAACAAGCUGUACUGUUAAAUUAUGUUUUACCAAACAAUCAUGCCACGGUUCCAAAGAGAAAGCUUCUAGGAGGUCGUGUUGUACACAAACUUCUACCAAAGACGAAUGAAGACUUGCAGCAAAAUGCCUCCUUGAACAAAAAUGGACCCAUACCAAUAACCUCUAUAAAGAAAGAGGACGCUGAUUCUGCGAAUGGGUAUCCAGAGCCAAGCAACUCCCUGGCUUUUCAAGGUAGCGGUAUGGAUCAAAAGCCUACUCUCAGGUCAAGCUCAAGUUUAGCCUCGGCUGGACAUUUAUUUUCCACGCAAAAUGACAAGUUUACGCUGCCUUCUUCAUCGGCAAACGCAAAGGCGCAUAAUCUGAAAACUAGGCAACAUAUCUUGAACAGUUUGAAUACGCAAAACAGGUCCUUAAAAAGAAAGGCUUCACUUGAUUCUGGCCUCUGCAGAGUGGAUCCUGAUAUUAAAGACCGGGCGCCUAAGAAGAAAAGCGAGACUCUGCCGGAACCACCGAGAAAGAAAAUGUUGCAUAGAAAGUGUAAAGAGAAGAACGGCUCAAUUGAUGUGGACAGCGUCGUAGACCUUGGCGGACCAAAACCUGUGAAGGAAGUUGUGCGUACCUUAAGGCUAUGUCCUUUAAGUUCCAGUCAACUUGUAAAAUGCCCUCAACAAAAUCAACCUGUUGUAGUGUUAAAUCACCCUGAUGUAGAUACCCCUGAAAUAAUUAACGUGAUGAACAUGAUUUCAAAAUUCAAGGGUCAGAUUUUAAACGUAUCCUUGUCUAAGAGAACACUUGAAGCUCUGCUAGAGUCUCGAUCUAGUAGAUCAGCCGAAGGUGGUUAUGAUGGAUUACCAGGGAGGCGUCACAGAAGAGCCAAACCAGUUAGUCCUGUAAAAGAACGCUUUGUUCUCAAGUUAACACUAAAGAAAACCAGUAAAAACAACUAUAAAAUUGUGAAAAACACUCCUGUAAACAAACUAAAAACCAAGUUCAACUGCUGGUUUUGUGGUAGGAUAUUCGACAACCAGGAUAAAUGGGUAGGCCAUGGACAAAGACACCUAAUGGAGGCAACAAAAGACUGGAAUACUCUGUUUUAACCAUUUCUAAUAUGUUUGCGCAUAGAGGAAUUUUAAAGUCGAUCCUAAAUAUGCGAUCCUCCUUUUUUGUCUUUUGGCAACUUUUUUUUGUUUUUUUUUUUUACCGUUUCCACCUAACCCGUCCAUGAAUCCCAUUCCAAUGUUGCAGUGGAAACUUGUCAUAUUAAGAGUAUUCAGGGCUUUCUUGACACACGUAUUGGGAAUUCUUUUGUAUGUAUAUAUUGUUUUUGAUUUAAAACUUGCUCUUUGUGAAUACGAUACCAAGACUAAAAUAUUGCGUAGCUCUGUUUACUGUUUAGUUCUAGUACAGAGUAUAGCUAGAAGUAACUGGAAAUUUUAACUGAGAGUGCCUCGAGUAUGUGAAAAUAAAGUUUCUCAAGUGAAAUUCUUUUCUAUCACAAACUGAAUUAUAAAAAGCCAUUUGUAGGGCUUGAUAUGUUCGAUUCUGGUUAUGCAGGUGUGUGCUGUACCAUUUUUUUUUUUUGUUCUUUCAUAUUAAAAAGAAUAAUUUCCUUUCAAAGAAA